Messenger RNA from Ooceraea biroi (clonal raider ant), 7895 nucleotides. Its product is annotated as glycogen debranching enzyme. The record is from RefSeq and is a predicted model, not a curated record. Lineage: Eukaryota; Metazoa; Arthropoda; Insecta; Hymenoptera; Formicidae. Gene Ontology annotation, molecular function: amylo-alpha-1,6-glucosidase activity; 4-alpha-glucanotransferase activity. Gene Ontology annotation, biological process: glycogen biosynthetic process; glycogen catabolic process.
AGAUUUGACAGUUGUGAACACGUGUUGAGAACGGCACAGCGAGAUAAGCCGAACGAGAGAGGGAUAUCGGAAAAGCAUCAAUUCGCACGCGAUUUCGGCACAAAACGAUAACAUUUGAAACCGUUUCUCCGCCGAGCAGCAUGACAAUUGAUUUUGCUCCUGGCAUCGCAGAUCGCUCGAAUCAACGCUGUUCGCGUUCGCGACAUCCAUGACGGAUAUCGACGGGUAGCGCGACGUGUAAUUUACGACGCGAUUAUCAGCAUCGCGACAGUGCUCCGCUGCACGCGGCACAAACGGUUCUUUUCUCGGAGAAUACUUACUCAGCUCAUCCGUAGCCGCUGCCAUUUUGAAAAAGCCUAUAAGAGAAAGCGAAUGCGCUUAUCCGAUUCCCGAGAGUUACCCGUGAAAUUACGCGCAGAGUGCAGCGACGCCGUAACGCAGCGAGAGCCCGACGUUAAGGUCGUCAGACUGCGUGUUUCAACGUCGAUGUAACCUCGCGCGUCAAUUACCGUGUAAUAUAAAAUCGUACGUUGCGUGUUCGCACCCUUUUUGCAGCGACUUCGACGUCGUUUUACAUGAGGGCGCUAAAUUUCGAUGAGAUAAUUAGAGAUAUGGAGCUCCUUGAAAUCGAGCAAAUAAGAGUUUUAACUAUCAACAAUGAUGAACAUCUAGAUGGGAUACUGUACAGACUGGAGAAAGGAUGGACAGUGGAGUUUAAACUCGGGGCUUCCCUUCUUGGAAAAGCGCUUAAUAUUUUUAUAAAUCAUCCAUUGUCGCCUGAUAAUCAUUUCGAGAGACGUACUUACUAUCAACUGCAGUGGGUUAGCGAAUCGGCUGGAGUAACGUGCAUAAAGUUAACUUUAGCUGGUUCAUUCCAUUAUUAUGCCUCUGAUCAAGAGGGAAAAAUUGUUGCUUCUGGUUACUUGCUGGUGGAUCCUGUACUGAAAGUAGGCGAAGAUGAGGUGUUACCUUUGGAUUGCAUUCAGAUUCAGACAGUCUUGGCAAAGUGUCUAGGACCUCUCUCUACGUGGGACAAGAAAUUAUUAGUAACUCGAAAUUCUGGGUAUAACGCGAUUCAUUUUACGCCGAUUCAGGAAUUAGGGAAUUCUAAAUCGUCCUAUUGUCUAAUGAAUCAUGCAAAUCUCAAUCCUAUUUUCGACGAUGAUAAUAAUAGCCCAUUCACUUACGAUGACAUUAAACGAUUUGUAAAUAAGAUACGAACUGACUGGAAGAUGCUGAGCAUAUGUGAUAUUGUAUUAAAUCAUACGGCAAACGAGAGUCCUUUUCUACUUACUCAUCCAGAAUGCACGUAUAAUUGCGUGAACAGUCCUCAUUUACGUCCGGCGUACAUCUUGGAUUCGAUGUUGGUCGAAUUAACGCUUCAAGUAGCCGCUGGAGACUGGGAGUUUAAGGGUAUCCCCAAGUUAAUCGAGACCGAGGAUCAUCUAAAUGCGGUUCGUCAUGCUCUGCACACGUAUUUUUUGCCGAGUGUGAGGAUACACGAAAUGUACACUGUCAACGUCAACAAAAAAGUAGCGGAGUUUUUGGAAUUUGCGCGCAAUUGUAUGCCGCAGAAGCUGCCAGCUAUAUUUCAGGAAAUUUCAGUGAUACAAAGCCCCAAUUUCGGUAGAUUGACGUCAACCGUAGACAUGGAAUGUGCCCUAAGGAAAUAUAAUACUUUCAGAGUCGAUUGUUACGAUGAAGAGACUCGUUUGAGACGAUGCGCGGAAGAUUUCAAGAAUAAAUUGGAAGAACUCAACGAAGCUAUUACCAACGACAUACAGAUGCACCUAAACGCUGCCGUUGAAAACGUGAUUGCUAAUAUAAGGUAUCACAGAGUGGCAACAGAUGGGCCAAGGAUUAGAGUAAUUAGCGCAAGGUCUCCUCUGGUUCCUAGAUACUUCACUGAUUACACAUCUGUAGAAGAGCUCACUCUAGAAGAAAAAGAAGAGAUAAUGUAUUCGAGCAACGGGCGUUACCUGAUGGCUCACAAUGGUUGGGUCAUGAAUGGCGAUCCAUUAAAGAAUUUCGCGGAUCCUGAUUCGUAUGUCUACCUUCGAAGGGAACUUAUCGCCUGGGGAGAUAGCGUGAAGCUCAGAUACGGGACGAAACCAGAAGAUUGUCCUUUCCUAUGGAAUUACAUGUCGACCUAUGUCAUGCAAACAGCGGAGAUAUUCGAUGGUGUUCGACUAGACAAUUGCCAUUCCACACCGAUCCCUGUUGCGGAGUAUAUGCUUGACGCCGCACGACAGGUCCGUCCAGAUCUCUAUGUCAUCGCAGAAUUGUUUACCAACUCCGAUCAGAAAGACAACAUCUUUGUAAAUCAUCUCGGCAUUUCUUCUCUAAUUAGAGAAGCUAUGUCUGCGAAUCAUAGUCAGGAACAAGGAAGAUUAGUGUAUCGUUAUGGGGGAGAACCAGUUGGAGCGUUCCUGCAGUCGCAAAGGCGACCGCUAGCACCAAGCAUAGCUCACGCUCUCUUCAUGGAUGUGACCCACGAUAAUCCCUGUCCAGUGCAGAAACGAAGUGUUUUUGAUUUUCUUCCAAGUGCCGCACUCGUGUCGAUGGCGUGCUGCGCCAGCGGUAGUAGUCGCGGUUACGACGAAUUAGUGCCUCAUGACAUACACGUAGUGGAGGAGGAGAGGCAGUACACUGGCUGGAAAGAUGACGUCAAGCUAACACGGGAGUUCGUUAGCCCGCAAAGUGGUAUAAUUGCAGGUAAAAAAGCGUUGAACGAUUUACACUACAUGCUUGGCCAGCAAAAGUUUUCCCAGGUAUUCGUUGAUCAAAUGGAUAAUGACAUAGUAGCUGUAACGAGACACUCGCCAAGUACCCACGAGAGUGUAAUCCUGGUUGCGUUUACAGCAUUCCAACACCCCGACAGCAAUAAUCACGACCUGAGAAGACACGUGAGACCACUGAGAGUGGAGGGUGUAGUAGAGGAGAUUAUAUUGGAAGCUUGGCUCUCGCACGUUGAUGCCAAAAGCGGCAAGUCACGUUUCUCUCCCAUCUCGAGAUACAUAAAGUGUAUUGACUACAUAAAUGGAUUGGCCGAAUAUAAAUUGCAUCUUUGGCAGCACAUACAGUGUUCCGACUCGUCGAUAGUCAAGAAGGUCAAUUCCGGUGAUCCUCUUAUCACGCAGCUCGAUUUCGUGAACUUUCAACCUGGUAGCAUCAUAGCUAUACGAGUGGCUCCUCAUGCGAAUAUAAGACCGGCCCUAAGAAAGCUCCAUGAUACUAUUUCGGAAAUGAUUCUUUUAAACGAGGAAUCAGAGUUACAGGAUAUAAUUCAUAACAUGGAUUUCGCAGAUUUGAACGUUGCCUUAUAUAGAUGCGAUCAAGAAGAACGAGAAGACACGUCGAAUAAAUUUGGAGUGUACCACGUGCCGGGGUACGGGUCCUUGGUGUACGCCGGACUUCAAGGUAUUUUAUCCGUGCUGGCUGAUAUUCGCUCAGAAAAUGAUUUAGGAAAUCCUCUGUGUGACAAUCUUAGAAAGGGUAACUGGAUGAUAGAUUAUACGUGGCAGCGUUUGAAAGAGAAUGAAGGUACGAAGCCUCUUGGAAUGUGGCUUGAAGAAGCAACGAAACCAUUUAAAGUGCUUCCGAGAUAUUUAGUGCCAUGUUAUUUUGACAUAUUCAUCGUGAACAUUAACUUGCACCUUCUCAGUCGGUGCUACACUUUGAUGUCAAAUUUUGUUAAAUACGGAAAUACGUUUGUUAAAAUGCUGAGCUUGGUCUCGGUACAAGUGGGCGGCGUAAUAAAAUCGUCGCAAUUACCGGAUCUAUCGCCGGAUCUCGAUCCACCGAAGCCGAAAAUUAAGGACGAAAACGGAGAGAAGAAGCAAGUGUGUUUAACAUUAUCGGCGGGUUUGCCACACUUUGCAGUAGGCUACAUGAGAAACUGGGGUAGAGACACCUUUAUCGCCCUCAGGGGAUUAUUCAUUCUAACGGGCAGGUAUGAGGAAGCGAGAUUCAUCAUUCUCGGGUAUGCUGGUACCUUGCGACAUGGCCUGAUACCUAAUUUGCUCGAUAAAGGAUACCACGCCAGAUACAAUUGUCGUGAUGCCGUAUGGUGGUGGCUGUAUAGUAUAAAGUGUUACAUUGAGGAGGCCCCGAAAGGUAUAAACAUCUUAUCUGAUAAAGUUUCAAGAUUGUUCCCGACGGACAAUUCAGCAGCCUUAGCCACAGGAGAAGAACAACCGUUAUCCCAGGUAAUGCAGGAGGCUCUCACAGUACAUUUCCAAGGACUCUUCUUCAGAGAAAGAUUUGCCGGGCCAAAGAUCGACGAGCACAUGAGCGAUCGCGGAUUCAAUAAUCAAAUCGGUGUUGAUCCGGAUACUGGCUUUGUGUUCGGUGGCAACUCUUUCAAUUGUGGCACCUGGAUGGACAAGAUGGGAUCCUCGGAGAAAGCCGAUAACAAAGGAAAGCCAGCCACUCCUAGGGACGGUUCGGCAGUGGAAAUAGUCGGCCUAAGCAAGUGCAUUCUCAAUUUCCUGGCCGAAUUGUCGAGACAGAAUCUCUUCCCGUACAGCGACGUUCGUCGUGUCGGUCGUGACGGUGUUGUAACAAAUUGGACUUACGUACAGUGGGCCGACAAGAUUCAGGCGAAUUUCGAGAAACACUUUUACGUGAACGAGACUCCAACGAGCGAAGAGUCUGAACUGAUUCAUCGACGAGGCAUAUACAAGGAUACUUACGGAGCGCAGCAAGUCUGGGCGGAUUAUCGGCUCCGGCCCAAUUUCGUCAUUGCUAUGGUUGUCGCUCCAGAAUUGUUCAACCCGUAUCACGCUUGGACAGCAUUGAAGAUGGCGGAAAAGAUACUGCUGGGCCCGCUGGGGAUGAAGACACUAGAUCCUGAAGAUUGGGCGUACAAUGGCUAUUACGAUAAUUCCAACGAUGGUUGUGAUCGUAAUACAGCGCACGGGUUUAAUUACCAUCAGGGACCCGAAUGGGUUUGGCCAAUAGGCUAUUUCCUGCGAGCACGCUUACAUUUUGCAAAUUUAGUCAGCGGAACAAACGAGUUACGUCGCGUAAUCGAAUCGACUUACAUCAUCAUUUCGAACCACUAUAUGGAACUAUCUACCAGUCACUGGAGGGGCCUCCCCGAGCUCACCAAUGAGAAUGGAAGCCAUUGCGAGGGCAGCUGUCGCACGCAAGCGUGGAGCGCAUCGUCUCUAAUGGAGGUACUCUACGAUUUGCAAAAGAUCAAAGAAAAGUUGAAAAUUGAUGAAGACAGAGCCAUAAAUUGAUGCAAUUCCGCGUGUGCUCACCACCACCAGUUGCACCUAGAACAAUUAAACUCAGAUACAAAAUGUAGUAGCGCCGGAGAUACAGCUGGCGACCAAAGUGCGUGCUUUCCUGCCGGAGUGGUAGCGACACCGCACACAUCGGAAACACACGCAUUUCAUAUCCCACACUUAGCCAUAGUGAACGCGCAGUCCCGCAAAUCCGCGGUUGCUGCUGAUUACGCACUUGUAGGGAACGACGAUGUCGCAGUUGACACCGAAUUAAUUUCUACAAUCGAUAGGAAACACUUACAUAACACAAAUUUCGAUAGUCCGUCUGACGGUCUUCCGUAUCGUACCGGCAACUCGAUGGAGAUUUCAUCGGACGCUCAAAGAGCUCGGGGAGCUCAGGAUCACGCGGUGAUAGCGAACGAUGACGGAAGCGACGGCGAAGCGGCGAGUGUUCGAGUUCUGUCAAACAUUGAUCACGAAGAAAUCGAAACAGCCGAGGAGCUAGGUAGGCCGUGCAAGCGCGACAUCCGAGAUCACUACGAGAUGCAAUGCAGUCCCGACACGGCGAGGAUGCCGAUGAACGCGCUUCCGUUUCCACACCGUAGCGAAAUCUACGAGAAACGUGCGAGACCGAGGAACAGUCCGGCGUACACUGAUCGUCUGGUUUACGCGAAGGAGUCAUCGCUCGCCGUGGAAGUGGUCCCGUGUCAACGGGACGACGUCGCAUGCUUCAAGUAUUCGCGGGAGGGAUCCAACGACAUCCUCUGCUCGCAAUACGACCGGAGCCAUGCUUGUAUGCCGGUUUAUAAUUACGCGAGGACCAACGCUGCGGGUAUAUUUUAUUCUCACUGCUGGCCUCGGGAUAUCUUCGACCUGAAGACGCCGUUAAAUCCUAGCAUCCGCGUAAUUGGCCGCGUCGCUGACGACAUCGUAGCAAAUACACAGUUGUAUCGCUGUGCAAAUAAUUAUCACGCGAGAGUACCGAAAGCCGGCUACGCACCUAUGAUAUUUUACCGCGAGCACGGAACUGCAAUGAGUCGCACAAAACGCAUUAGUUGCGAUAACAAUGGCCCAUCGAGUCCUUUGAUUUAUUUAUCGAUGCAUCGAUCACAAAAUGAGGAUGAAGACGACACGAAGAAACAUCGACAGAACAGAAGUCUGUUGUUGCUGGAACCGUUGUUAAUGCCGGAAUUCGCGAGUUCUGGGCAUAAAAAGAAUAUGAAGAAUCGUGUUUUGCGUGGAUCAAAACGCGAAAUUGUUAUAAUAAUAAUAAUAAUCUACGUGUUACGUUUCUCAUUCUUGCUAUAGUGCCUCGUUAUACUUUGGCUAUUUUUCUCAACUGUCUUAUACAGUUGCUGAUUAAAUUUGUUAUAUUAUGAAAUUGUUUAUGCGAUUGUCUAGGAAAUUUUAUAUUUAAAACUGCUACGUGAUACUUUAUUGUCAUUAAUUUCGCAUUACAUUCGUCUCUACCGUUGCCACGAAAUGAUCGAAAUCGGAUAUAUGUAUAAUUUAUAAUUUAUAUUUUAUUGUUACAUAUUGUACUCAUACAUGCGUUUUACUGACGCUCUCUACGUGAACAGUUAAUCGUAACUGUUCUCUGCGGUAGACAAAUUAUUAAUUAUCUUAAUCACUAAAUCUGUAUCACUAUCAGCAAACCAUCCGUGAGUCUAUCAAAUUGGACAUACACGAGAUGUGAACAUUAUGAAUUUUAUAUAAAAGCUCGCAUAAUUUCUACCUCUUAUAUAAUUUAGCAUGUGUUUCAUAUGUUUUAAAGCAAAGGGAGCUAUGGGUUUUAAUUAUUUAUUGAGGUUGCAAAAUCUUAUUCGAGACGCGUUCAUAUAUAACUAUGAAUCGAAAAUUUAAUUUUAUCAAUUGUUUUAUCAAAUGUGUAAUAGUUCCUACUGUUAAUUGCAUCACAAUAAUUGGAAAUGCAAAAAUAUUUAAUGAUGUAUAAAUUAUAUGAAAUGUUGAUAAAUUUACAUGAUUGAAACCUCCAUACAGUUCGUCCUUUUAAUAUAUACGUUAAAAAACAAGAGUCUAUUAGAGAAUAUUUUUUUAACUUCUUGAAGAUGCAAUCUACGGAUUAAAAGUCCUAGAUUUAUAUUCUUGUAUUAUGUAUAUGAACGGGAAAUCUAUAAUGAAGGGUGGUUUAUAUAUGAUAAAAGAUAUCCUUUGAUAGAUACCAAAAAUGUCAUUAUUGUAUUUAUCAGAAUGCUUUCGUGAUAAAUGUUUAAGAUUUUAAAUUAGUUGUGCACAUAUUUACAUGAUUAAUAUGUUUCAUCGUAUGUUGAUUUAUUCUUACUGAACUUUUCAUCUAGUUUAAUAUGUAUAUAUUUGUUUGUUAUUUCUAUCGAAUCUAUUUAUUUAGAGCACAGAAUCGAUUAAAACAAAUGCAAUUUAUAAAUUAAUAUUAAAAAAGAAAUGUCAAAAUCGAAUUAUAUUAUAAGAGAUCAAUAGAUAUGUGCAUAGAUCAUAUGCCAGGAAUAAUAAAACUAAGCUUCAAUAAAUAAUAGUUUUAGAUGUGUAUACGACGAUGUACAUGUGUAUAUACGACAAAAUAAAUAAAAAUUAUUUAUUAGUAUCAACAUAAACCGAAUCAUACAGAACAGAAGAUAAAAAAUUGAGACAUAAAACUAUAUUUUUCCUAAUAAACGUAAUAUA